GUAACCCCUGACUAUUUCAAGUGUAUCACUGACCUUUUUACGUCUUUCAGUUGCAGUUCACAUGCCAAGUUUAGCUUCUUCCUUUUUAGACUGUUUGUAAAAUGAUCACGUUUAAUCAAAAUGUUGGUGACUCAAAUCAAAUAUAGUUUAGUUCUAGGAGUGCAAUUGUCUUUGUUGUUGGUUGAUCUAGGAAUUAAUGCUUUUGGAGAUAGGCUUAGGUAUAAUAGCGGUCUGCUUUUGUUACUUUUUAUAAUCCAAGACAGUCUACAAGUAUUGUCUCUGACCAUUCUCUUCAUCACCAUCUUCCAAACAAAUGUAUUUCAGGCAGGCUUCAUAUCUCUGCUGUAUGACAAGUUCCAAUACCCAGUCCUUGUUGCCAUGGCGUACUUACUGCUGACCAUUGCUCUUCAGUCAUGGAUGUUGUCGGUGCGAUGGGACGAACCUCUCAAAUAUAACUGGCCGACUUUCAUGGGUCUCUUGUACACCAUACAGCGAUCAAUUCAAAACAUGUUUCAGUGUCUUGCCUUCACUACUAUUUCUACAAGAGAUCAGUUCUAUGCCUGACAGAUCCAAGAUUCUAUGACGAUCACUGGAUCAACCUAAAACUGAACGGAAACAACUAAUGUCAAAAUGAAAUCAAAUUAUAAUUAGACUUUAUAUUAAGGUGCCAUUUAAAAAAUAAUCAAAGUUUGUAAGCCGUUGUAAUGUAUUUUAGAAUGUUAUCAUAGUUGUAAUGCUCUAUUGUUUUA
Messenger RNA from Macrosteles quadrilineatus (aster leafhopper), 749 nucleotides. RefSeq names its product transmembrane protein 138-like. The transcript has 4 exons. Lineage: Eukaryota; Metazoa; Arthropoda; Insecta; Hemiptera; Cicadellidae. The record is from RefSeq and is a predicted model, not a curated record. Bases 121 to 564 code for a protein of 147 amino acids. Gene Ontology annotation, cellular component: cilium.